This is a messenger RNA of Loxodonta africana (African savanna elephant), 3740 nucleotides long. It is a transcript of the gene ATG9B, whose product is annotated as autophagy related 9B. Gene Ontology annotation, biological process: autophagy of mitochondrion; nucleophagy; protein localization to phagophore assembly site. The transcript has 14 exons. The coding region runs from base 1 to 2844 and encodes 947 amino acids. Gene Ontology annotation, cellular component: autophagosome; phagophore assembly site. NCBI's taxonomy places the organism in Eukaryota, Metazoa, Chordata, Mammalia, Proboscidea, Elephantidae. The record is from RefSeq and is a predicted model, not a curated record.
AUGAUGGGGCGGGAGCGUAUGAGCAGCCAGCAACAGCGCUUUCACACUCGCCCCACCGAGGGCUCAAUAGAAGCCACCAGCCUGACCGUGAGCCAAAUGGGUUGGGGGGGAAACAGGGGGCGGCUGGGGCGGUGGGGAGACCUGGGGUCUGGAUCAGUGCCCCUCCUUCCCACACCAUCACCUCCUCCUCGUCCUCCUUCGUGUUGGAGACCUGGGGGAGGGAGGAUCUCCAUCUUCUCUCUGUCCUCUGCCCCUCACACAAGAAGCUCCCCCUCCGCGUUUCUCCCUCCGGGCUUGGGCUCCCACUGCCCAGUGCUGCAGGUGUUAGGGCCUUCUCAGCCUCACCACAGUGCCCUCUCCACCCCAACAUGGGCACAGCCCAUGAAGACAUCUACCUCUGCCUCCCCCUCCUGGGGAUCCCACUCCAUUCCACCCCUGGCCUCGGUGACUCCCCCUCCCUCACGCCGAUGCCCCCAGGACCCUCCUGGGCUUCGGAUGGGCCCUCUGAUCCCAGAGCAGGAUUAUGAAAGACUGGAGGACUGUGACCCUGAAGGGUCCCAAGAUUCACCCCUCCAUGGAGAGGAGCAGCAACCCCUGCUUCAUGUGCCUGAAGGGCCCCGGGGUUCCUGGCAUCAUAUCCAGAACCUGGACAGCUUCUUUACCAAGAUCUACAACUAUCACCAGCGGAAUGGCUUUGCCUGUAUCCUGUUGGAGGAUGUCUUCCAGCUGGGACAAUUUGUUUUCAUUGUCACUUUCACAACCUUCCUCAUUUGUUGUGUGGAUUACAACGUUCUCUUCGCCAACCAACCAAAUAACCAUACUACAUCUGGGCCACUCCACAGCAAAGUGACCUUGUCGGAUGCCAUCUUGUCCUCAGCCCAGUGUGCUGAGCGGAUCCGCUCCAGCCCCCUGCUGGUCUUCCUACUGGUCCUGGCUUCAGGCUUCUGGCUGUUCCAGCUGCUUCGAUCAGUCUGCAACCUUUUCAGCUACUGGGACAUCCGGGUGUUUUACAGGGAGGCCCUGCACAUCCCCCCGGAGGAGCUCAGCUCCAUGCCAUGGGCAGAGGUGCAGUCUCGCCUCCUAGCACUGCAGAGGAGUGGCGGGCUGUGCGUGCAGCCGCGGCCGCUGACAGAGCUGGACGUCCACCACCGCAUCCUUCGCUACACCAACUACCAGGUGGCUCUGGCCAACAAGGGCCUACUCCCGGCUCGCUGCCCGCUGCCCUGCGGAGGGAGCGUGGCCUUCCUCAGCCGCGGCCUGGCGCUCAACGUCGACCUGCUUCUCUUCCGAGGCCCCUUCUCGCUCUUCCGCGGAGGCUGGGAGCUGCCUGACGCCUACAAGCGCAGCGAGCAGAGGGGCGCCCUGGCCGCGCGCCUGGGCCGCACCGCGCUGCUGCUGGCUGUCGCCAACCUGGCUCUGAGUCCGCUGGUGCUGGCCUGGCAGGUGCUGCACGCAUUCUACAGCCAUGCGGAGCUGCUGCGCCGCGAGCCGGGUGCGCUCGGAGCCCGCCGCUGGUCGCGCCUGGCGCGCCUGCAGCUGCGCCACUUCAACGAGCUGCCGCACGAGCUGCGCGCGCGCCUGGCCCGCGCCUACCGCCCGGCCGCCGCCUUCCUGCGCGCCGCUGCGCAGCCUGCGCCCCUGCUGGAGCUGCUGGCGCGCCAGGUCGUCUUCUAUGCCGGCGCGCUUUUCGCCGCGCUGCUCUUGCUCACCGUCUACGACGAGGAUGUGCUCUCCGUGCAGCACGUGCUCGCCGCCACGACCGUGCUCGGUGUCACGGCCACCGUGGCCAGGUCUUUCCUUCCGGAGGAACAGCUCCAGGGUCGCUCCGCGCCGCUCCUCCUCCAGGCGGCUCUGGCCCACAUGCAUUACCUCCCCGAGGAGCCCGGCCUCGCCAGCCAGGCCGGCGCCUACCGGCAGAUGGCGCAACUACUGCAGUAUCGGGCGGUCUCCCUCCUGGAGGAGCUCCUUUCCCCUCUCCUCGCCCCGCUGUUUCUGUACUUCUGGUUUCGCCCUCGUGCCCUGGAGAUUAUUGACUUUUUUCAUCACUUCACGGUGGAUGUGGCCGGGGUUGGGGACAUCUGUUCCUUUGCCCUUAUGGAUGUGAAGCGCCACGGCCACCCUCAGUGGCUCUCAGCAGGACAGACAGAGGCCUCACUGGCUCAACGUGCAGAGGAUGGAAAGACAGAGCUCUCCUUAAUGAGGUUCUCCCUGGCGCAUCCACAAUGGCGCCCCCCAGGGCACAGCUCUAAGUUUCUUGGGCAUCUUUGGGGCCGAGUUCAACAAGAUGCAGCCACUUGGGGCGCCACCUCCGUCCGCAGCCCCACCACCCCUGGGCUGCUUAGUGACUCUGCUUCAUCUCUGCCAGAGGCCUUCCUGGCCAACCUCUUGGUGCACCCUCUCCUGCCCCCGAGGGAUCUGAGUCCCACAGCCCCCUGCCCAGCUGCAGCCACAGCCAGCCUCCUGGCCUCCAUAUCUCGGAUUCCCCAGGACCCAAGCUGUGUGUCCCCAGGAGGCACUGGGGGCCAGAAGCUGACCCAGCUCCCAGACCUUGCUUCUGCUGAGAUGAGUCUCCAUGCCAUCUACUUGCACCAGCUUCAUCAGCAACAGCAGCAGGAAUUGUGGGGGGAGGUUUCAGCCUCUUCACUGUCGAGGCCCUGGUCCAGCCCCUCACAUCCUCCAUCACCUGAUGAGGAGAAGCCAUCCUGGUCAAGUGAUGGCUCCAGUCCUGCCUCCAGCCCGAGACAGCAGUGGAGAACACAGACGGCCCAGAACCUGUUUCCUGGAGGGAUUCAGGAGACCAUGGAGACCCAGCAGGAGCCUGGUCAGGCCCCUAGUACUGAUUGAGAAACUGUCUCAGGGUCAGUAUGGGCUGAUUUGGAAUGGAAAGGGGGAAAAUUGAAUAUUGAGGAGGGAGAAAUGAAUGAGUGGGUAAUUGGGUGGAGCCAGGCUUGAAGGGGUAGGAAUAGUAGUGGGAAUUUGGGGUGAUGGGGAUGACAAUCUCUGGAAUCUAGACCCCUGGACAGCUUGCCAAGAGCUUUCUUCUCCCAUAGGCUCCCAGCUUCUCCAGCCACAGGAAAUUGGAAUGAGUGGAGUGGAAGGACACACUGAGCCCUUUUCAGGCUCCCCUCCCCUACAGACUACACACCCAGGGAUGCCUUAGUUGGGCAGGACCUCUGGGGGUCAAUGAGGAACUCACCCCAGAGAGCAGUGAAGAGUAGGAGAGGAGAUGCCAGAGGCAUCUGGAAACAAGUGUUAGAGAUGGUCCCCACACGGGGGUGGGGGGUGAGGGGAGGCCCCCCAACUAGUGAAAGUACCCUCAAGGGGGAGGAAAGGCAGGGGCCAAGGUGGAGGCCAAACUAAUUUUGGGAAACAAUGAGGCCUGAGACCUGCAAGGCCUUGCCUUUCCUUCAGGUCCCCGUGGACUUGUGGGGGAGUUGGAGGAGGCGUGGUGGAGACUGAGUGGAAUGACAGUUCAGCAUGGGUGUGAUGUCUUAGGAAGUGGGUAAAGUUCAACACCCUGUAUGAAAUUGGAAGUAAAGAUUCGUUGAGGUUGUGUGCACAUCUUUGUGACCUUUGUGACUAGUCUUCUGGCGCUGAGGGCUGUUCCUGCUUUCUCAAUCCUCAGUGGAGGAGCAAGGGAGCAGCGUUGCCUGGCAGCAGUGUUUACUAGAGAACUGGGUCAAUGUGAGGUGUGUAGGCUCUCACCCCAGUAAGUGGGGGUGGAAUCCUGUCAAAGAACU